AUGCCAGGCUUAGGUCUUACUCUUGGUGCAGUCGCCCUUGGAAUUUUUUUAAACACCUAUCUAUAUGGGAUCGUAAGCUACCAAUACAUGGCAUACGCAAAUACAAAAUUCGGCGAUCCUUACUGGAUUAAGUCCAUCGUCCUCGUACUUUUCCUAAUCGACACAGCUCAUAGCGCAUCGCUGAUACAUAUGGCGUGGUAUUACAUGAUCGCCCAUUUCGGGGAUUUCAACACGUUAGCAGACGCCAUCUGGGUUUACCCAUUUACCGCGAUCGUUACCUCCUUCGUAGCUUGUUUGACCCAGCUGUUCUUGGGCUUUCGUAUCUGGCGCCUCACAAAAAAUUCUUUCAUAUACGGUUUUAUUGCCGUUAUCGCAGUCUCUUCGCUUGCUCUUGGAGUGACGUGUACGGUCAAAGCGUCGUCCAUGACGAGCGUUCUCCAAUUCCGAACGAUCGAUAAAUUCAUGGCCGCUUGGCUGUCCACGGAGGUGGCAGCAGACGUUAUCAUUUCAACGGCUCUCAUUCACGCUCUUCUCCGUUCUCGCACUGGCUUUCAAACCUCCGACACGGUCAUCAACCAUCUCAUGCGCACGGCCGUCCAAACCGGUGCCCUCUGUGGUAUAUUUUCAACGCUUACGCUGGUUAUGUUCCUGGCAACGCCCGAAACCCAACUCUUCGGCUUAUUCGGGCUGCCUAUGAGCCGUUUGUACAGCACCACUCUCAUGGACACGCUCUUGUGUCGCAAAUACUUGCGUGGGCUGUUCGGCCAGCAAAGAGAGGCGAUGAAAACCUUCUCACGCGGUGGUCUCCGCUUGCAGGUUCUCAAGGAGAUCGAGACGGAGCUGAAAUUUGACGACGCUGCGGAGUCGAGCCAAACUGCCUACAGCAAAGGACAUCGCAGUUUCGAACAAUGA
Cyclocybe aegerita is the source of this 912-nucleotide messenger RNA. The record is from the annotation of a GenBank genome assembly. NCBI's taxonomy places the organism in Eukaryota, Fungi, Basidiomycota, Agaricomycetes, Agaricales, Hemipholiotaceae.